CCCAGAACAAAAAAUUAACAAAAGAAAAGUUUAAAGUUUGGCAGGGAAAGGAGGAGGAGGCAGAAAAAAAACCGGGUUUAAACCCAAAUUUCCUCCUUCACUUGUUUCUUUGCUUUCUCUCCAAGUUAAGUGCUAGGUCAACCACGAGAAACGACCCUAUCAUCUUGAUUAUUCUUCCAUGUCCUUAUGUCUUGUUUAGGGUUUUAAGAAGAAGGGACGGACCGACCCGGGUCGUUUUUGCAGUGAGACCAUGUCUUUUGCUUCUCUCGGCCAUCAAAGAUCUCAGAGAAACAAUACCAUAUACUUCCAAGAAACCAUUGUUUUGCAGGUCGGGUCUUUUUUCUGUUUUAUUUCUCCGGUAGAAACAGAAAGUCUUAGCUGCUAUCUACAGUCCUCAGUUUAGACCCAAAUUUUCUUUUCUGUUAACUUUCGUUUCCCCCUCAUUUUUGGCAUCAAUCUCAUGGUUGGAUUUCCAUCUCAAUAGAAUUUCAUCUGAGCUUUAUAAAGAAGGUCAAAUUUGCAGGAAGGGAAAGGUAUUGUAAAGAGUAGGGGAACGAUGAUGAAGUGAUAUGAGAGACUACGAGCAACUUCUCGUUUUCCUCUUCUUCUGCUACUUCAAAGUACAAAGAUUAAGUUCCUCGUCAAGACCGAAACCUGUUGUUGGGAACCUUGGAUGCUGUUGAAGUUUACAGAACCCAAGAGCCUUCUAUCAAUUUCGACAAGAAACUAGGGCUCAUGGACUUGUCACUCGGCAACAACAAUAAUGAAUGCCGAUCAAAUGCUGGAAACUGUAUAGGCGGAGAUAGUACUAGCUCUAUCGAGAAAGAACACAUGUUUGACAAAGUUGUCACACCGAGCGACGUAGGCAAGCUCAAUCGCCUCGUCAUACCGAAGCAACAUGCUGAGAAGUACUUCCCUCUCGACGCUUCAUCAAACGAGAAAGGGUUUCUAUUGAAUUUCGAGGAUCCAAGCGGAAAGCCGUGGCGGUUCCGGUACUCAUAUUGGAAUAGUAGCCAGAGUUAUGUGAUGACCAAAGGGUGGAGUCGUUUCGUCAAGGAAAAAAAGCUCGAUGCGGGUGAUACUGUGUUGUUCCAACGGGGCGUUGGGGAGGUGGGAAGAGACCAGUUAUACAUCGAUUGGAGGCGCAGGCCUAAAGCACCCGAUCCAACGGCGCUCGCACACAUGCAGCUCCGAAGCCGGUUCAACUUUCCGCAGUCAGAGCGGUGUAGUCAAUACGUUAUGCCGCGAACCAUUUAUGAGUCUCGAAGCUACGAGCCUUUACAUCGGUUGAACUACAGCAUAUAUCCCUAUAGUCAUCGUCAUCAACAACAGCAACAACUACAGCGUCGGGCAAUUACAUACGGCAAUGUGGGGCAGUAUUAUCCGAGGUCAUCAUCCGGCCGGUCACAUCACCAAAUUGGAGCAGCGGUGCAAGGAGGGGAGCCAAUGGUAAUUAACUCAGUGCCAGUUGUUCAGGGUACUAAAACCGUAGCUAAAAGCCUUAGGUUGUUUGGUGUGAACAUGGAGUGUCUCAGUACUGCACAUGAUGAAUCUUAUUGGACUUCUCCUCGUGAUGGAACAAUAGGUUCAGAUGAAUCUCCUCAUAUCUCUUCGUCUUCUCGCCAAUCAAGAUUGUCCGAUAAUAACAAUCACUCCCCACUGUCUGAAUAUGCAAAGAAAGGAAAAUCUUCCUUGUCCAUUGAUUUGGAUCUCUGAUCUUCAUCUUUUUUAUUUGCGACAUGCGCUGGAUUUAAGAAAGAUGGCUGAAUGAUAUUGAAGAUAUGCUUUUAGCAAUCCUAGUCUUUCUUUUUUAACGAUAAUAAUUUCUUUUGCAUAUGUUUUAGUACAUUAGUU
Hibiscus syriacus is the source of this 1854-nucleotide messenger RNA. Its product is annotated as B3 domain-containing transcription factor NGA1-like. The transcript has a single exon. The record is from RefSeq and is a predicted model, not a curated record. Gene Ontology annotation, molecular function: DNA binding; DNA-binding transcription factor activity. Lineage: Eukaryota; Viridiplantae; Streptophyta; Magnoliopsida; Malvales; Malvaceae. The coding region runs from base 736 to 1716 and encodes 326 amino acids.